AGGACCUGCGCACGGCGGUUCCUAGGGCCGUGGAGGAGGCAAUGUCCGUAGGAGUCUGGAGCUUGCGGCUCUGGCGGGCCGCCCCCGGCGGCGGGGCUGGCUGGAGAUUUAUAGCAACAUCACCUGCUUCUCAGCUGUCACCGACCGAACUGACAGAAAUGCAGAAUGAUCUCUUUAACAAAGAGAAAAAAAGGCAGCUCUCAUUAACUCCCCGAACUGAGAAGAUUGAAGUUAAGCACGUUGGGAAAGCUGACCCUGGCACUGUCUUUGUCAUGAAUAAAAACAUUUCAACUCCUUAUAGUUGUGCCAUGCAUUUAAGUGAGUGGUACUGCAGGAAGUCCAUUCUGGCUCUUGUGGACGGACAGCCUUGGGACAUGUAUAAGCCUUUGACCAAGUCAUGUGAAAUUAAAUUUCUUACUUUCAAAGAUGAUGAUCCAGGAGAAGUCAAUAAGGCUUAUUGGCGUUCUUGUGCCAUGAUGAUGGGUUGUGUGAUAGAGAGGGCAUUCAAAGAUGAAUAUGUGGUCAGUUUGGUCAGAGCUCCAGAAGUUCCAGUAAUCACUGGAGCCUUCUGCUAUGAUGUAGUUUUGGAUAAGAGACUUGAUGAGUGGAUGCCAACAAAAGAGAACCUAUGUUCCUUCACAAAAGAUGCUCGUGCUUUAAUUUAUAAAGAUCUUCCAUUUGAAACUCUGGAAGUUGAAGCAAAAGUGGCGUUAGAAAUAUUUCAACACAAUAAGUACAAAUUAGAUUUCAUAGAAGAGAAGGCAUCUCAGAACCCUGAGAGAAUAGUCAAGCUACACAGAUUUGGUGACUUCAUUGAUGUGAGUGAGGGCCCUCUUAUUCCAAGAACAAGUAUUUGUUUCCAGUACGAAGUGUCAGCGGUUCAUAAUCUUCAAGCCACCCAGUCAAGUCUUGUACGAAGAUUCCAGGGUCUCUCUUUACCUGUGCACUUAAGAGCACAUUUUACAAUAUGGAAUAAACUACUGGAAAGGUCUCGGAAAAUGGUGUUUUUGACAACAUGUAACUGAAGAUCAAACUCAGCCUACAGAGGAAAGUGCAUCUGCCUAGUAACUUCCUCAAAUUUAGAUAUGUAUAGUAAAUUAAAAUAAAAGUUUUCUAUGUAA
This is a messenger RNA of Balaenoptera acutorostrata (minke whale), 1121 nucleotides long. It is a transcript of the gene MRPL39, whose product is annotated as mitochondrial ribosomal protein L39. Gene Ontology annotation, cellular component: mitochondrion. Gene Ontology annotation, molecular function: nucleotide binding; RNA binding. The record is from RefSeq and is a predicted model, not a curated record. The coding region runs from base 42 to 1025 and encodes 327 amino acids. NCBI's taxonomy places the organism in Eukaryota, Metazoa, Chordata, Mammalia, Artiodactyla, Balaenopteridae. The transcript is spliced from 10 exons.